Rotaria sp. Silwood1 is the source of this 468-nucleotide messenger RNA. NCBI's taxonomy places the organism in Eukaryota, Metazoa, Rotifera, Eurotatoria, Philodinida, Philodinidae. The record is from the annotation of a GenBank genome assembly.
AUGAAAUUUGCUGAUCAUGCUUAUAAGUUACCUGAACUUCCAGUAGAAAAAUUAAUAACAAAAAGCCAACAUCAUUUAAGAUUAGAAUCAGCAUUGGAACAAAAGAAAAAAAUUAUUUUUCAAUUACUGUCAAAUUCUUCAAAUGUAAUUGAACUCAGAAAGCAAACGAAUCAUUUAAUAAGAGAAUUAACAUUGGAAAUAAGACAAGAAUUUCAAAAACAGCAAGAAUUUCAAUAUUACACUAAAUCAUCAUCACCAUCUUCUAUUACUACUUCUCGCACAAUUAGUUCGUCUCGUGUAAUUUUUUUUACUAAAAUGAUAACUGUGAAGAUGAAUAACAGACUUUAUGUAUCAUCGAUACAAAAUAUUAAUCAAACAGUUAAUUCUAUUGAUUAUAAUACGACAACAUUGGUUUUAAUACUUAGUUUUUGUGUAUUAUUUGUUUUAUUUCGAUUGAGAAAAGUAUGA